AGAGCUGCUGCUCGAGCCGCUCCUGCAAACACGCGUAACCAGGCAACAGCAAGCAAACAUACAGUUCAAGUUCUGUCUGCUUCAGGAUUGUGAAGACUUCAUUCUGGAAAUAAGUGUUACGUUGUGGCUUUUCCUCGCUUAAUUGUCUCAUAAUGAACCCUCUGCCAUCCUCAGGCUCUGCCACAGCCGGCUACCGCUCAGCUAAAUACUCCCCAGCGGAGUGGUUCUCCAACUACCACAGCAUCCUUCAACAGGCCGCCACCAACCGCCGCGAAGCCGGCAGCAUCCAGCGGGAGUCCAAAGCUCUGUACCAGGACACUGAGGCGGCCACUUUGCAGACCCAGGCUGAGGGGACACGUCUUCUGGGGGAGAGACUGCAAGAGACCCACGACUGGAAAUCAGAGCUGCAACAGCACAUUCACCAGCUGCUGGCCGACACGGAGUCACUGUCGGCGCAGAAGACGAGGCUGGAGAAGGCGCUGUACGCCACCGAGAUUUCAUACGCCAUCGCCACAGACAACCUCAAAUGCAGGGCCAGGAGACCGGGACCGGACCUGGUCCGAGACGCUGUGGAGGAGGAGCUGCUGAAGGAAGUGGACUUGAUCAGGAGCGUCCAGGCUCUUCUGAAGAGGACUACGGCUGAAGUUGUCAGUCAGAUCGAGUUGCCGGUUCCAAAAUGAUCUGGAAGUGUAAGUUGUGCGCAGCUUCUUUCACCUCCAGAAUACAGUUAUUUAGACACUAUAGGCUGCAACAAGAUGAGACGGCUGGAUGUCAGGAGGUCACUGUUAAUGCUGGAAAAAGAAGUAGAAGUAAUCCUGAAAAUGAAUCUUCACAUUCCAACAUUAAAAGACCCAAGCGAGCCGAAGUCAACUUCCUACCCAACUUUCCCCAAGGAAAGGAUCCUUCAAUCCUUGAGCAGUUGAGGCAGACAAUUGUUGAAGAAGUCACGAAGACUGAGAAGAGCCUGCCCCUGAUUAGAAAGAUGAUGGAGACCACAUUUCCCCUACGCCGACAGACUAUAGUGAUGUCCUGCCCACCAGUGAACGAGCUCAUGAAGCUCUGGCCUGCUCUCAAAAUAGAGAAUGAGUUGUAUGCAGAGUUCCAGCGGAUUACGAAUCAGAACCUCUCCAACACAUUCUAUGCUGAGCUUGACCGCCAUCUUCCUCGACUGAUGACCUUAUUCAGACAGAAGGCAUCAAAAACUGUCUUCCAUUUGAAAUUUU
Molecule: messenger RNA, 1223 nt
Organism: Gasterosteus aculeatus aculeatus (three-spined stickleback)
Lineage: Eukaryota; Metazoa; Chordata; Actinopteri; Perciformes; Gasterosteidae
Source: RefSeq, a predicted model, not a curated record